Messenger RNA from Rhizopus microsporus ATCC 52813, 918 nucleotides. RefSeq lists its product as uncharacterized. The record is from RefSeq and is a predicted model, not a curated record. Bases 1 to 918 code for a protein of 305 amino acids. NCBI's taxonomy places the organism in Eukaryota, Fungi, Mucoromycota, Mucoromycetes, Mucorales, Rhizopodaceae. The transcript has 4 exons.
AUGCCCUCGCUUGCUGAUACAUGGAAUGAGUUGAGCAAUAUGGAAGGUGUAAACUUAACAGUGGCAAGAAAUGGUAUAAGCAAUUACGGUCAAGUAAUAUCGACAACAUGUGAAACAAUUGCAACAUCGUACAAUAAUUACUAUGUUGAAAGCUUCCAAAAUACCACUGCAAACUACUUUAUAUAUACGAUCAGCACUACUUUCCCUGUUGCGAAAGUAUCCACAAUCAAGUAUCUUGUUUACCAGCAUAUAUUCAAUGAAGUGUUUUCUCUUCAGCUUAAAACAGUUGAAAUUCCAGGUGAUAUCCUUCCUUCUACAAAACAAGAUGACAAACGUAAAAUCCAGGGUUUUGUAGGCAAUUUAAUUUUCGAGAUAAGAAACCGUCUUCCGUUGUUUCCAGUGACAAAAGAAACAUUAAACAAAGCACCUUUUGGUAUCAUGCCGGCCUUAAGGCACAUGCUUUCCAAAUAUGAAACUCUGAUUGCCAACAACCCAAAUCCUCAAAUCCAAGAACCAGAACAGAAACCACAUGACAAAUCAAAUACGAAGGCAAAGAAGCAAAAAGGAAAGAAGCAAACCAAAAAGAAGUUUAUACCCCCUGAACAAAACCUGCAAAGCAUAUUUCUUGGUGCAGCUCUUGAACAAGAGCACAAUGAAACAUCAUACAACUAUACCUUACGAUGCUUCUACAAAUGUUUUGACUUUGAUAAAUUGAAAGAGCUUAAUGAUAUCACUGCCGAAGAAGUAGAGCAAUACUUUCGGCCUUGUUCCAUUGAUCCUGAGAGGAUUGAUGUCUUUAUCUCGUACCACGGAGGCAAUGAUAUACGCCACCUGCCUUCUUCUGAAUAUUAUAACAUGCACAGAAUCGUAACUCGGCAGAAAUCAGAACAAGGCCUCAAAAAACGAUCAGGCCUUUAA